AUGUGGAGAAAGUCGAAACGUGGUUUGGGCUGCGCGGAGCUGGGCUGGGGCGACUUCUGGGGAACCGGCGGGGCUGAGCCCCUAGAGCGGCGGAGGCCUGGGCCAGAGCCUCCCGCCGCGUCCCCGCACCUCCCCCGGCCCUGGCUCUCCCCCUCGGGCUCCCGGGGCACGGAUGUCGCGCGCUUGCGUCCUGAGGGGGCGGUGCGCCGGAAGGGAGGCGGGCGGGGGGCGUGGGGGGUCGUGGGCGUCGGGGGUGGAGACGUAUUAGAUGUGACGCCGCGGCCCGGCGGGUAGCAGACCGGCGGACGCGGUGCCCGCGGUGGCGAGCGGAUCCCGGGUGCUGCGGCUGAGGGAGGCGGCCCUCCCGAGAGCGGCGGCCCUCCCGAGCGGCGGCCGCAGAGGCGUCCAGCCCUCAGCCCCCGAUCCCGGACCGCCGGGCUCCCCGCGCUCUAGGGCAGGCGGAGAGGGGAGCGGCCGAACGGCUCGAGGCUGGGGGCUCGCGGGCGCGGCCGCGUGCCGCGGGGAGGGAGGCUGGGGGGCCGGGGCCGGGGCCGCGCCCCGGAGCGCGUCGGAGGCCGGGGCCGGGGCGCGGCGGCUCCCCGCGCGGCUCCAGGGGCUCGGGGACCCCGCCAGGGCCUUGGUGGGGCCAUGGCCGCCGGGAGCAUCACCACGCUGCCAGCCCUGCCGGAGGACGGCGGCAGCGGCGCUUUCCCGCCCGGCCACUUCAAGGACCCCAAGCGGCUGUACUGCAAGAACGGGGGCUUCUUCCUGCGCAUCCACCCCGACGGCCGAGUGGACGGGGUCCGCGAGAAGAGCGACCCUCACAUCAAACUACAACUUCAAGCAGAAGAGAGAGGGGUUGUGUCUAUCAAAGGAGUGUGUGCAAACCGUUACCUUGCUAUGAAAGAAGAUGGAAGAUUACUAGCUUCUAAAUGUGUUACAGACGAGUGUUUCUUUUUUGAACGAUUGGAGUCUAAUAACUACAAUACUUACCGGUCAAGGAAAUACUCCAGUUGGUAUGUGGCACUGAAACGAACUGGGCAGUAUAAACUUGGACCCAAAACAGGACCUGGGCAGAAAGCUAUACUUUUUCUUCCAAUGUCUGCUAAGAGCUGAUCUUAAUGGCAGCAUCUGAUCUCAUUUUACAUGAAGAGGUAUAUUUCAGAAAUUUG
Budorcas taxicolor (takin) is the source of this 1172-nucleotide messenger RNA. It is a transcript of the gene FGF2, whose product is annotated as fibroblast growth factor 2. The record is from RefSeq and is a predicted model, not a curated record. Gene Ontology annotation, biological process: fibroblast growth factor receptor signaling pathway; animal organ morphogenesis; positive regulation of gene expression. Gene Ontology annotation, cellular component: cytoplasm. Gene Ontology annotation, molecular function: fibroblast growth factor receptor binding; growth factor activity. NCBI's taxonomy places the organism in Eukaryota, Metazoa, Chordata, Mammalia, Artiodactyla, Bovidae.